CAAAGUUUCUUGGAGUAACUUUGGAGUCCGAAAUUGUAAUUUUUUUUUUCAUCAGUCGAUGCAUUUUUAUAUCCUCUUUUAAAAAGUAUUAGGAGUCUUAGGUCGGAAAUGGAUUCAUUUAGAAGUUAUGAACACUGUGCGAUGUUUUGAAGCAGGUAAUAUGCGUUUUGUCAGCACGUUUCCCCUUCUUAAGUAAAGGUCCUUCAAAUCGGGGUGUUAUAAAUAGGACGAGCAGUCCAAGUCAAGGUCAGUUCCUUAACAGUCCUUGAAAUCGUUACUUCGACUUUUGCUGAACGUUUUGAAAAAGCGAAUGUAAGUACAGUGAUUAUUAUUAUUUCGUUGUUAUUAUUUUUUCUAUAAUCUUUCACAGAAUAUUGAUCCUAUAUUUUAAUAAUCCUAUAUUAAUUUAUAACUUUCAUUAUACAAAAUUAGAAAAUGGGAAACAAAACAAGUAAACAACCCACGGUGGAGGAGCGCCCGGCGGAGGAACCCCCGGUGGAGGAGCGCCCGGCAGAGGAACCCACGGUGGAGGAGCGCCCGGCGGAGGAACCCCCGGUGGAGGAGCGCCCGGCAGAGGAACCCACGGUGGAGGAGCGCCCGGCGGAGGAACCCCCGGCGGAGAAAUCCCCGGCCGUGGCCGAUAUUAAGAAAAAUAAAGAGCAGCAAAGAAGGAGGAAGAUGCGCAGUACUAAAAAACUGAAGAAGCGGUUAAGAGCAAUGCCGCCAGCCGUCUCAAGAUAUCCGGGGGGGUAUGUAUCCCACCCCCCCCCCCAACACACAUCGCCGCCGCAACAGUACAUAUCGCCCCCGCCGCCGCAACAUUACCCAUCACCACCGCAGCCCGAGAUGUACGCACAUCCAAUGUUGUGUAUGUCCCAGCAGCCAGUUGUAUACCACGGCCAGCAGCCUAUUAUAUUCGUACCCCCGCAAACCCCACUGUAUGUCCACCCGCAACCGGCAGUGUAUGUACGGCAACCGACGACGCCGUACCAAUAUUAUUAA
Molecule: messenger RNA, 1002 nt
Organism: Osmia bicornis bicornis
Lineage: Eukaryota; Metazoa; Arthropoda; Insecta; Hymenoptera; Megachilidae
Product: repetitive proline-rich cell wall protein 2-like
Exons: 2
Coding region: 436-1002 (188 amino acids)
Source: RefSeq, a predicted model, not a curated record